GGCAGCCGUGGCCUUGGGGCUCCCGGGAAGGGGGAGCUCUCGGGGGCGCACGGCUGGAGCCCGACUCGCGUCGGAGCCGCGCGGUGUAGCCGCUGUCAUGUGCCGGGUUCCGAGCCGGGGGCGGGGGGCGGCGGAGAGCGAGCGUGAUUGCGCUCCCUUUUGUGUCGGAGCCCGCAUUGGCCGCGUCAGGCAGCUGCUCGAGUAGCGGCCAAACUUGCAGCUGUUCCGACCGCGCUCCGCCGAGCCCCCACGCCGCCCCUGAGCUGGAGGGAUGGAGAACUCAUCCGCCGCGUCGGCCUCGUCUGAGGCUGGGAACAGCCGCUCCCAGGAGAUCGAGGAGCUGGAGCGCUUCAUCGACAGCUAUGUGCUGGAGUACCAGGUGCAGGGGCUGCUGGCUGACAAGACGGAGGGAGACGGCGAGAGUGAGCAGACACAGUCCCACAUCUCCCAGGAGGAAGCGCUCAAUGGUGGACCACCCAUGAAAGGCUUAACUGAAGAAUGGACAGCAGACUGCAGUGAGCAGCUGGACAGCAGCUGUUCCUUCUCCCGAGGGCGAGCCCCCCCACAGCAGAAUGGCAGCAAAGACAACUCUCUGGACAUGCUGGGCACGGAUAUCUGGGCUGCCAACACCUUUGAUUCCUUCAGUGGUGCCACCUGGGACCUGCAGCCCGAAAAGCUGGACUUCACCCAGUUCCACCGGAAGCUGAGACACACGCCCAAGCAGCCCCUGCCGCACAUCGACCGGGAAGGGUGUGGAAAGGGGAAACUAGAAGAUGGGGAUGGGAUCAACCUGAAUGACAUCGAGAAGGUCCUCCCAGCCUGGCAGGGCUACCACCCGAUGCCCCACGAGGUGGAGAUCGCCCACACGAAGAAGCUGUUUCGGAGGCGGAGAAAUGACCGAAGACGGCAGCAGAGACCUCCAGGAGGGAACAAGCCCCAGCAGCACAGUGACCACCAGCCGGGCAGUGCCAAACACAACAGGGACCACCAGAAAUCCUACCAGGGGGGCUCGGUACCCCACUCCUCAGGAAGGCCCACCCAUCACGGCUACAGCCAGAACCGGCGCUGGCACCAUAGCAACAUGAAGCACCCACCGGGCGACAAGGGGGAGGCAGGCGCCCACCGCAAUGCCAAAGAGACCGUGCCCAUGGAGAGCCCCAAACUUGAGGACGCCCUGGGGGACACCGGGCACGGCGGCCUUGAGCCCCCCCGCAGCCCUGAUGCCCCCACCUCAGGGGCUCCUGAAAGGCUGCCCCCGCAGCAGCCAGGGGGUCCGGAGGCUGAGACAAAGCGUAAAGACAGUAUUAUUCCCGAGCGCAUCGGGGAGCGGCCCAAAAUUACCCUGCUCCAGUCUUCCAAAGACAGGCUGCGGCGAAGGCUGAAAGAAAAGGUACCGGACGAAGUGGCCGUGGAGACCACCAACCCUCAGCAGAACAAGAUGGACAAGUUGAUUGAGAUCCUGAACAGCAUGCGGAACAACAGCAGUGACGUGGACACCAAGCUCACCACCUUCAUGGAGGAGGCCCAGAACUCGACCAACUCUGAGGAGAUGCUGGGGGAGAUUGUCCGGACCAUCUACCAGAAGGCUGUGUCUGACCGCAGCUUCGCCUUCACAGCCGCCAAGCUGUGUGACAAGAUGGCACUCUUCAUGGUGGAGGGGACCAAGUUCCGGAGCCUGCUUCUCAACAUGCUUCAGAAGGACUUCACAGUGCGGGAGGAGCUUCAACAGCAGGAUGUGGAGCGCUGGCUUGGCUUCAUCACCUUUCUGUGUGAAGUGUUUGGGACCAUGCGCAGCAGCACGGGCGAGCCCUUCCGUGUGCUCGUCUGCCCCAUCUACACCUGCCUCAGGGAGCUCUUGCAAUCUCAGGACGUGAAGGAAGAUGCUGUCCUGUGCUGCUCGAUGGAGCUGCAGAGCACAGGCCGGCUGCUGGAGGAGCAGCUGCCCGAGAUGAUGACCGAGCUCCUGGCCAGCGCCCGCGACAAGAUGCUGUGCCCCUCGGAGUCGAUGCUGACGCGGUCGCUGCUGCUGGAGGUCAUCGAGCUCCAUGCCAACAGCUGGAACCCUCUGACGCCCCCCAUCACGCAGUACUACAACAGAACCAUCCAGAAACUGACAGCCUGACAGCCAGGGGGCCUGGCGGGCGGCCCGCGGGCAGCUGGGGCCCUGGUACACGGGGCCAGAUGGACAGGCGGGAGGACAGGGGUGGCCCUGGCGGGAGAAAGAAAUGGGGAGGAAGCAGGCAGUGCCGGCGGCCGGUCUGGAGCCAGACAGGGCAGGAGGAGCGCCCCUCACCCGAGCCCCACCAGCCCCAAGCAUGUGGCAGCUCACGCCAAUAAGGGAAGCAUGUUUCUUUCUCGCGGUGGCCUCACCCGGUCCCCGCCCGGGCCCCGCCCCCCCCUCCCAGCCUGCGCGUCCCCCCCACCCCCAGUCCCCCACAGGGCUUUGUGCGGGGAGGGGGGGGUGUUCAUCUCCAUGACUCCUUGCCCCCCCCCGCCCCCCUCCCCGCGGCGGAGCCCGCCGGUACCGCCUGGGUCAGAGAGGACCUCAGAAGGCUGAAAAAGUGGGUCGGAGACGGGCUCGCAUUGUUCUUGCUGUCAGCCGCCGUCGCCAACUGGCAGCAGGCGACGUCGAGCAGAUGUCCGGGAGGACAAAGGCAGGCACGGUCCCUACCAGCCGCCCGUAAUUGAAGGCCUUUGUCCGCCAGGGUCGAGCCCGGGGCCGGGGGCUUCUCUGCCCCUCACGCCACACCCUCCUCGCUUCCAGGUCCUGUUCCAUGUGCCCCCCAUCCCCUGCCCCCGGCCCUGUCCCCAGCCUCGGGCCCCAGGGUGCAGUGCGGGGAGGGGAACUGGGGUUGGCGGCUCUCCUUGUCCUCUCGGGUUCAAUGGUUUUAUUUUCGAAAGUCAGCUGCUCUGAAGUCUCCUCUCUCAAGGAGAUGUGAUGACACAGUCAGCGCCACCAGGACCCCCUGAUUAGUAGGACAUCAGACCCGGCCCCUUCUAGAAGAUCCUAGCCACAGACGGCGUGCCAGUAGCCAAUUAGGGUAAUUGGAAACUUCUGACCCAGCAGGAAUCCCGCUGGAGCCCUGUGCUCCUCAGCCCUUGGCUUCCAGCUACCUUCCUCUAGCUGUGCUCUGUCAAAGGGCUGGGACUGUCGUGGGGCCCCAGGGGUACGUUAAACCUCCCACCCCCGCCUGGCCUGGGGUGGGAGUGGGGGGCAUGUGAAUGGGGCACAGGGCAAGGCCGGCAAAUGAAAACCAAAACGCUAGGUGAUGCUGCCCGCAUCACACACGGGUCUGGUCCAAGCUUGGUGGGGGGACAGUUGCCAUGGGGGGCUGCCUGGCACCCCCUGGACGUGGAGCUUAGCUACAGGGGCUGUGUCGCUGGCCUCGCCUCCUCCAGGAGGGAUCUGGAGGCUGAGGCCCCCCACAGCUGGGCGGUGGGUGCUCCAUGAGGGCUCUGGGCCCUGCAGCCCCGGGCUGUGGGCCACGGUGCAUUCACUGAGUCAGGAGCAGGACAGAGGGGACCAGGCAAGGCCGCCAGAUACUCCAAACUCCAGGCUGGGAGCAAGACCAGCGUUUCUUGGAAGGGCCAGGUCCUAAGGAAAACCCUUUCUCUGUGGGAGGAGGGUACAAGGCAGGCUCUAGGAGGAUGGCUUUGGGGUUGGCACAGGCCUCUGCCCAGCCCCGGCUCUGGGGUCUGGACCCCAGCCUUGAUAAAAUUCCAUAAAAAAGGCGUCAGAACCCUGCAGCUUCCCUUCUGGAGGCCGGUCACUCCCUGAGUCACUGGAGGGCCCUGGCUGCCUCGUCCACUUGGGCAGCCAGGGGGUAGGGGCUGGAGGUGUCCUUUUGGGGACACCACUUCUGGGAGAGCAGGCAGGGUGGGGCAGGGAGCAGGCCCCCAGUCCGCCCUGGCUUCCCCCACCAGCUGCAACCUGCCUGCCAGCCCCGGGGUUGGGAGCCUACUGGCCCCAAGGGACACGUCGGGGGGACACAGGUUUCCCUGGAGCGGCUCUGGAGCCUCUGCCAAGAGGCCUAUGCUGGCCGGGCCCCUGGCCUUCGCCUCUUCCCCUCCUCGACUUCUCCUCACAGACUUUCCCCCCUCAGCAGGCCCUUCAGCCCAGCCUGGGCCCAGGGACACCAGGGGCUCUGCGGGAGGCAGGGGGAAGAGCUAGACUGAGGCUCGAGGGCUCAGACAGGGCCCCGGGGACCUAACUCGCAGCCUCGAGUAGUCAGGCCACCCCGCCCAGGCCACCUUGCUGGCAGCCCUCAAAGAACCGUGCAUGUGGGCUGACAUGGGCCUAGCUCCCCGUGGGUGCCGGUGCGAGUGUGUGUGUGCCUGUGUGUGUGUGUGUGUGUGUGUGUGUGUGAGCACAUCUGCUGAGAACAAAGCAGGGCCCUAGAGGAAACAAGAGGCCCAGGGGAAUGGGGUCUGCUGCCCUUUCCGUGGGGCCAAGAGCGAGCAUGCAGGGGUUGAUGCUCCCUGCAGACCAAGACUGCAGCCCUCAGGCCACUGCGUCCUCACGCCCCUUCCUCCUGACGGCCUCCUCAGUGGUCCUGCCCCAUGGCCACCCCUCCUUGACUGUUAGGACCAGAGUAUGAAGAAGUAAGAUAUAAAUAUGUAUACAUAUAUAAAUAUAUUUUUAAUUACGUGUCGUGUCACAGUGGCUCCAGACGUACGGUUUGCCGAGUUUAUCCCACUGCUUGAAAGUGCUUCCUGGCCAAUCCAAAUAACAAUUUAAGCUGUUUUUCUAAAUGCAGGUUGCUGCUACUCUUUGGGAUAUGGAAGGAAAACGUUUAAAAAAAAUUUUUUUUAAAGGAAAUAACAGUAAAGUUUAAAAUCUGUGACUCUGAGGCCGUCUCCCAAGGGAGACCACUCAGACAGGAACCCAGGGGCAGACCCCAGCCCCUCCCCGGGCCAGACACCCCCUUCGGCUGAGCAAGGAAGGCCAUAUCCAAGUUGACCUCUGAAUGUACUCGAUGGGAGGCAAAACUGGAUAUUGCAUUUCUGAGGCUGGCCCCGCGGCUUUCUUGGCGCAGUGAGGAGGCGAGGUCGGCCAUCUGAUGUUGAUCCUGUCUCCGUCUGUCCCCCCUGCCGGUCAAGACCAGAUCGUCAUUGUUUUCCUCUCAGGCGGCCAGCCCGCGCGCUCGCCACAGCCCUGCUCCCCUCGGCUUUGGGGCUUUGCCUGAGCACCAGGACCAUGGCCCCAAGAAGGCUCCUAACCUCCCCGGGAUGAGGUGGGGUUCCCACCAUCCUCCGUGGGGAUGUGCACCCCGAACCCAGUUUCGCCUGUUUGUCCUCCCUCAAUCAGUCUGUAAACCCUCGAGGUUCAGGCACCGCCCUGUCCAUCCGUGUAAAUGUAAAUGUUCGCCGAGUCGGUAUUUAUUCUAACUUUUAUUUUAUUUUAUUUUCUCUGAGGGAUGGGGGUGGGUGUGUGGGAAAUGUACCGCUGAUCACGCCCCAGGCAGCUGUGGGGGGCGGGCACCCAGCCGGCCAGGUCGCAAGGAGCAGCCCCACGGGGCCGCCCCAGACGCCGCCCCGGACGCCGCGUUCCUGUCUCUUCUCUGGCAUCAGGCCCCGGCCAGCAUUGCCCUGUGGACGGACUCUCAGGCCUGCCCUGAGUGCUGCCCCCAGUCCUGCCCCUGCGCUCUAUGGGACCUCUGCCUGGGCCUCGGGAUGCUUGUCGGAGAGAGGACCGCCUCCUCUGCUGGGGCCUGGCGGGAAGGCCUGUGCACCUGGCCGGAGCAGCGGGGCCUGGCUGUGGGGCCUGCCUGCCCGGGGCCGGGGCCGGGGCCGGGGGCUGCCCGCCUGCGCGCAGCAGAAUCCUCCUCACGCGACCACUUACCCUCCCUCGGUAUGUCCUGCUUUCCAGCUGAACCCAAACUACAAGUGGGUUUAAAAAAUAAACACCAAAAAACC
Nyctereutes procyonoides (raccoon dog) is the source of this 5916-nucleotide messenger RNA. RefSeq names its product cap binding complex dependent translation initiation factor (gene CTIF). Gene Ontology annotation, biological process: regulation of translational initiation. The coding region runs from base 272 to 2122 and encodes 616 amino acids. NCBI's taxonomy places the organism in Eukaryota, Metazoa, Chordata, Mammalia, Carnivora, Canidae. The record is from RefSeq and is a predicted model, not a curated record. Gene Ontology annotation, molecular function: translation activator activity; RNA binding; protein binding. Gene Ontology annotation, cellular component: cytosol. The transcript has 13 exons.